CUUUCUCCACCACAUUACAAUGCGCCAUCUCACGCUCAUCCGCCCCGCUCUCCAGCCCAUCGUGCCCCGCACCUUCGCCCGCACUUUAAUCACAACCCCUCCCCGCCUCCUCGCCACUCCCUCAAACGAUACCGGCCCUCAACAUGUCACCCCCGGCCCGCCCAAAUCUCCCAACCCUCUUGAUACAGCUACCCAGAGCGCCAUUAGCGCCCAAAAAUACCCAGACUACUCUACUGGCCCUUCUGCCAUUGACAAGGCCUCUCAGAUCUUGUUCUUGACCGAGAUUGUGAGGGGUAUGUGGGUUGUGCUUGAGCAAUUCUUCAGACCACCGUAUACUAUCAUGUAUCCCUUUGAGAAGGGACCUCUUUCAGCGAGGUUUAGAGGAGAACACGCUUUGAGACGGUACCCCAAUGGCGAGGAAAGGUGUAUUGCGUGCAAGUUAUGUGAAGCUAUCUGCCCGGCGCAGGCCAUCACCAUUGAAUCUGAGGCUCGUGAAGAUGGAUCUAGGAGGACUACCCGAUAUGAUAUUGAUAUGACAAAGUGCAUCUAUUGUGGUUUCUGCCAAGAAGCGUGCCCCGUUGACGCCAUUGUCGAGACACAAAACCAGGAAUUCUCUACCGAAACUCGAGAAGAGUUGUUGUACAACAAGGAGAAGCUUUUGUUGAAUGGUGACAGGGCGGAAGCGGAGAUUGCUGCCAACCUCCAGUCUGAGCACUACUACCGCUAGAUUAAUAAUACACAUUGCAUAUCAUUUAGGGUUUGGAGGACAGCAUGUGGGAGUGGGAUGUACAUGCGCAAUACCAUGGAUAUAAAAUGUAUCACAAUUACGCUCUACAAUUGUCGUGCUCGCAACGCGGUGUGAUUUCUAGGCGCAUGCGGUGAAGACGGAACACGGCAAAAGGUGAAAGGUAACAACAAGUUCCGGCGUCAAAUAUUUAUCACGUACACGAUCGGCACGUCAUCCUAUUGGGCGAAUCAGCUCGACCCUAUCGACCAAUCGCGUCAAACGCGAAUGGGAGGAAUUCCUUUUACUGACCACUCCCAAAAACCAGGUUUCGUGUCUUCUCUGUGCAUUUCAUGCAUGCUUGACUGACCACCUAGCGAUAUAUGAGCUAAUCCUUUGGCGGGUAUACAUUGCUUUUUCAAAAUACCCACUAUGCACACUGUCCGCGUAUACUUUGCUCCCGACCAUCCGCGGUUUCGCGUCUUUUUCGUCUGGAAUACUUUGCUGGAGCCUCAACCAUCCGGAAAACUGCUUUUUCAGCUUGUUUGGCGGUACCGACUGGCUAGGGUGGAGAUGGGAACAGGGAUGAGGGUCUGAUUCGGUGUAUGAUGGUGGAGCAGCGGCGUGUUGACCGCUUGCUGUAAGGGUGGAACCUGCGUUCAAAAAAUGAAAAGUAUACCAACUCUUUCCCCCGUCGAAAACGCUGGGGUUCAAGCAUGGCGGUAAUCCAGCUGGAUCCCUACCCAACACAGCCGUCUUUUCCGGCCUCGCAAGCUUGCUGCUUGUUCCUGUGACUUUUGCGCCCUCGCCCCCGCCCCCGCCUGACUGAGACGGGGACGGAAAAGAUGACGAGGAAUGGAAACUAGAAUAAGCAGGCAAAGAAGGGAGACUUUCGGAUGCAGACGAUCCAAGAGAUUCAGCUUGUUUUUGGAGUUCGGCCAAGGUGGGUACUUGAGGGAUGAUCCGUGGGCCGGCGAGGGUGGUGAGGGAAAGGGCUGUAAAGAGGGACGGCAUUUUUUAUCACCUCUUUUUCAGGUCCAGCGUCAGGACGUGGGAACUUGCUUUAUGUGAUUAAUAGUUGAUGACAGAACGGCUGUGUUCUUGACUAUGAUUGUUUUCCGUUCCAGAGUCAAGAGAGAAUUGAGAGACGUGGAAAGAUGAGUUUUACGAGCUCUUUUAACAAGAACAUCUCAUCGCACUGUCAGACCUGCGUGUUCUCAAAAAACUGUGCAAGGAGGUGUUGAGACAAGGGACCGGUCCUACGUAAUAUGCGUUGUCUCUUACAUAUCGGCAGCCUUACUUCAAAGGAUGGGCCAGCAAAUGAGUCGAGUAUCGUCAAUAAGCAAUAGUCUGCAACAACAACCACCCCCCAAAAGCUCCUCGUUACUCAAAGGACGACCAGAGAACAAGAUCUCAUUUCUAAAAUCGAUGAACGAUUUGGUAUAUAGAUGAAGAUGACCACUAGGGUGAUAAUCAAGAUAUGCAAGGUAUUGACGUUUUUAUACAACCCAAAAAGCAAACGAACAAAAUAUAAAGCAAGACGGCUUCCCUUUCUCUUCACAAAACUACGAAUCUAAUAAUCUGGCAUCUCUCUCAUAACCAACCUCUCAAAAUCCUUUUCUCUCCACCCAUCACUUUCAAUCAUCCCAAACAACUUUCCUUCAUCCAGCCCAAACGCAGUCAACGUCCCAUCAAUCCCUUCCUGCACAAACGUCUCCCCUCUCAACUUUGCUCGCUCCCUCUCCCUCUGAAGAAUCGCCAACGACGCCGGAUUAUGUCCCUCCAGCACGGAGAGCACUUCUUGUUUAUCGGGGUAGUACAGCCUCGGCUCUAGGUACCCAAAGAUUGCCAAUGCUGCUCGAAACACAAACCCAUCACCGUCCAACAUGAUCUGGUCCCAUAACCGGCAACUAGACUCAAACCCGACUUGCUCGACUAGUAGGCUGCGGAACCAGUUUUCGGGGACGCCGACGCCGAGGGCUUUACAGUUGGCGUAGAUUUUGGGGUAUCGGUCCGCCUGGAGGUUUUCGAGGAUACGGUAGUAGGCGG
Cryptococcus deneoformans JEC21 is the source of this 2773-nucleotide messenger RNA. RefSeq lists its product as hypothetical. Gene Ontology annotation, molecular function: 4 iron, 4 sulfur cluster binding; NADH dehydrogenase activity. NCBI's taxonomy places the organism in Eukaryota, Fungi, Basidiomycota, Tremellomycetes, Tremellales, Cryptococcaceae. The transcript has 5 exons. The record is from RefSeq and is a predicted model, not a curated record. The coding region runs from base 20 to 727 and encodes 235 amino acids. Gene Ontology annotation, cellular component: membrane. Gene Ontology annotation, biological process: mitochondrial electron transport, NADH to ubiquinone; mitochondrial respiratory chain complex I assembly.